Messenger RNA from Paralichthys olivaceus (Japanese flounder), 1645 nucleotides. The record is from RefSeq and is a predicted model, not a curated record. Lineage: Eukaryota; Metazoa; Chordata; Actinopteri; Pleuronectiformes; Paralichthyidae.
ACCAGACAGUUUCAUGGCUGACCUCUGCCCCCUCAGUACUGAGGGACUGCCUGCAGUCGCUCUCCAACCCCGAUGACCUGAGGUCUCUCCUGCAACACCAUAAAAGCCUCGAACACCUCGGUGCACAAGGAACCACUGUUGAGAUGUCCACGCAGGUCUUUGCCUGCUCCGAGUGUGCAUUCUUCCACAUGCAGGAGUCCUACCUGCUGCAGCACAUCGAGCACAGUCACCCAGAGCAAUACGGCAAGUUCCAGAAGGCUGCGACGACGGCCGACGCCCCAAAGAAGAGGGUCCAGUGCCCUGAGUUCCCAAAGCCUUUCCCCAUCCAUGACAGGCCCGACCCCCACACGUGUCAGGAGUGCGGCAAAACGUUCACCCGUGCCUCGGACGUGACUCGUCACCAGCGGACGCACACCGGAGAACGUCCCUACACCUGCGAUGAAUGUAAGAAGGGCUUCAAGAACUCUUGGGAUCUGACAAGACAUCAGCGCAUUCACAAUGGAGAACGGCCCUUCCUCUGCCCCCAGUGUGGCAAACGGUUCACGCAGAUGGGUUUGCUCAAACUGCACUUUAAGCGAACAGCCUGCGGACAGACAUGCAACCCUCCCUUAGACUUAACGACAGAGGUCGUAGUCGCUGAGGAGACAUCAGAGAAAGCCAGCGGUCAGUACAAAUGUCAGAAAUGUGGCGAGAGCUUCGACAGCAUCCUGGAGCGGCUGAGGCACAGGCAGGGACACGUGGUUCGGCGUCAGUACAAAUGCUCCCUGUGUGAGAAGAUCUACAGCCGAGCGUCGGAUUUAAAGAGACACCAGAUGAAGCACACGGGUGAGCGGCCAUUUUCCUGCGAGUGUGGCAAAAGCUUCACCCACGUGUGGCUCCUGAAUAAGCACCAGCAGAUCCACAUCAAGGAACGUCCUUACCCGUGUUCAGAGUGUGGGAAGAGCUUCACGCAGGUGCAGAUUCUCAACAGACACCUGCUGACUCACAAUGGCCAGCAGCCUUUCCAGUGCUCCUCCUGUGAGAAGAGCUUCACGCAGCUGGCCAGCCUCACACGCCACGAGAGAAUCCACACAGGCGAGAGGCCGUACGUCUGCUCCACCUGUGAGAAGACGUUCCUCACGCAGGGAGAACUGGGCAGACAUCAGCGCAGCCACAGCAACUUCAGGCCAUUCAGUUGCUCGCAGUGCCCCAAGAGCUUUAAAACCAAGCGUGCUCAGAGCGAGCACCUCAAUACGCACACGGGCGAGCGUCCGUUUACGUGCUCGCGCUGUGGGAAGAGAUUUGCCAAGUCGACCUCCCUCAUCCGGCACAACCUGACUCACACAGGAGAGCGACCGCACCAGUGCUCUCAGUGCGGAAAGACCUUCCUCACGUCCGGCGAGCUGCUCCUCCACAAACGGAUCCACACGGGAGAAAGGCCGUACCCCUGUUCCUACUGCGAGAGGAGGUUCAGGUGCUCGUCCGACCUCAACACGCACAUCCGGACACACACCGGGGAGAAGCCGCACAGCUGUCUGUUGUGUAAAAAGAGUUUCUCUACAUCUACAAGGCUGAAGAGACACGUGCGUAUACACGGAGAAGGGCUAAAAACAGUGUAAACACGUAAAGUUUGAGCUGUCAGGAGGCGAUACUGUAUUUAUGGAAA